AUGACCCCUACCACAUAUGAAAAGCUACUGUCUUGGGUUGGCCCUUUAAUCACACGAAAAUCAACAAGAAUGCGUGAGCCAAUAGGGGCUAGUGAAAGACUUUGUGUUACUCUGAGGUACCUAGUUUCUGGAGAUGCUCAAGUUAGCAUAGCUGCAAGCUAUCGAAUAAGCCCUUCUGUUGUUGGUCGUAUUAUAAAAGAAACUUGCCAAGUCAUAUGGGACACACUAACUGAGAAAGGUUUUCUUAGUGUCCCAAAUUGUGGAGAAGACUGGAAGAAAAUUGCUAAUACUUUUGAGGAAAAGUGGAAUUUUCCUCAUGCUCUUGGAGCUAUUGAUGGAAAACAUAUUGUCAUACAAGCCCCAGCUCGUGGAGGGUCAGACUUUUUCAAUUACAAGAAAACUCAUGGCAUAGUCUUGAUGGCAGUAUGUAAUGCAGACUACAAGUUUCUGCUUGUGGAUAUUGGUGAUGCAGGACGGCAAAGUGAUGGGAGUGUUUAUACAAACAGCCAUCUUGGUUAUGCUAUAUUGACAAUAACCUCUUAA
Messenger RNA from Dendronephthya gigantea, 543 nucleotides. RefSeq lists its product as uncharacterized. Lineage: Eukaryota; Metazoa; Cnidaria; Anthozoa; Malacalcyonacea; Nephtheidae. Bases 1 to 543 code for a protein of 180 amino acids. The record is from RefSeq and is a predicted model, not a curated record. The transcript has a single exon.